Messenger RNA from Oncorhynchus nerka (sockeye salmon), 1803 nucleotides. RefSeq names its product 3 beta-hydroxysteroid dehydrogenase type 7-like. NCBI's taxonomy places the organism in Eukaryota, Metazoa, Chordata, Actinopteri, Salmoniformes, Salmonidae. The coding region runs from base 98 to 1198 and encodes 366 amino acids. Gene Ontology annotation, biological process: steroid biosynthetic process. The transcript is spliced from 6 exons. The record is from RefSeq and is a predicted model, not a curated record. Gene Ontology annotation, molecular function: 3-beta-hydroxy-Delta5-steroid dehydrogenase (NAD+) activity.
GGAUCGCAGAGGGAGUUGUAGAAGAUCAACAAGGACGACUCAGUAACUAAUCAACCAAACAUCAAUUAUUGAUAGUAGCAACUAGCAACAGUGAAGAAUGUCGACGAAAGAACGGGGCCUGGUUUAUCUCGUCACUGGGGGCUGUGGGUUCCUCGGACAACACCUGUUACAGGUCCUUUUGGAGAAAGAGGAUGCGGUAACGGAAAUUCGACUUUUUGACAAACACAUCGACUCAAGUUUAAAUGGCCACAGCACAGAGCGGGUAAAGGUGGUGGUGACACAGGGGGACAUCACAGAUUACUCCAGUGUCCGGGAGGUUUCCAAGGGGGCAGACCUGGUCAUCCACACAGCCAGCCUGGUGGAUGUCUGGCACAGAGUCCCUGAGACAGUCAUCCAGGCUGUGAAUGUUCAAGGAACUGUGAAUGUGAUCAAUGCCUGUGUGGAGAAUGGUAUUCAGUAUCUGGUCUACACCAGCAGCAUGGAGGUGGUCGGCCCCAAUGUGAAAGGAGACCCCUUUAUCAGAGGUGAUGAAGACACCAUCUACAAUGUUUAUCAUGAUAUGCCCUACCCCAGGAGCAAGGCCAAGGCAGAGAAACUGGUGUUGGAGGCCAAUGGCAAUAAGGUGAAUGAAGGGGCCUGCUUGUACACAUGCUCCCUCCGUCCCACAGGGAUCUAUGGUGAGCAGCACCAGCUGAUGAGGGACUUCUAUCAGAUGGGUGUGAGGACAGGGGGCUGGAUCAUUCGAGGCGUCCCAAAGGACACGGAACAUGGUCGUGUCUAUGCAGGUAAUGUGGCUUGGAUGCAUCUGCUGGCUGCUCGCUCCCUGAGAGAGCACCCCCAAAGGCUUGGAGGGGAAGUAUACUUCUGCUAUGACGACUCACCCUACAAGAGUUAUGAGGAUUUCAACAUGCAGUUCCUGUCUGGGUUCAACUUCCGCCAGGUCCAUGUGCCGCUAUUGGUGCUGUGGUUGGUGGCGUGCCUGAAUGACCUGCUCCGCUGGGUGCUGAAGCCUGUGUGCAGCUACACACCAUUACUCAACCGCUACACACUCGCUGUGGCCAGCACCUCCUUCACAGUGGGUUCAAACAAGGCCCAGCGCCACUUCCAGUACCGCCCCCUCUAUGACUGGGACCAGUGCAAGGCCCGCACACAGAGAUGGGUGGACACCUUUCCAUUCACUGGCCCCAAGGACUCCUGAUCUGGGCUGAUCUGCUGGUCUGGUGGAACCUUGUCUGGGCUAAACCGAUGCACCACACAUCAUAACCUGGGAUGGAUGGAGGAGUGAGAGGACUUUCUCAGAUUUAUAUUCUCACUAUGUUUGCUUCAUCAUAAGCAGUAUUAUCAUUACACAUAUGCAAACAAACUCUUGACCCCUGAACUCUUAAACCCUGAGCUAUGACCUCCUACACGUGUUCUUCAAAAAUGGUUAUGUCUUCCUACCUGUCAUUACUUGUGGCUAGCCUGUAGCUCCUCAGGCAAAAUGAUGACAAUGCAUGUUCCACACUGAAAUGGGUCACUUAUCCAUCCCAUGAGCUUCUGAUUCACAUGAGACCCUUCCCAGCCCUAAAUAAGAGAUAAUAUAUUAGAGAUUCAAUAUAAAUGUUUGGGGCUUUAUCGGACAUAGCAAUAUUCAUCUUCUUACAAAAGCGGUAGAUAUAAUGUGAUAGUAGUCAUAAAAGGGCAUAGAUAUGUGAUAUAGGAAAGCUGCUCAUGAAUUGUUUUGAGUCUAUUUCCAACAAUACAUUGCUAUACAUAUUUUGCAAUACAUACAUGAAAAUGCAAUACAUUUUUCACAAGACAUCA